CUGGAAAAUUAUACGAAAGCCCAGAACCACCUUUCCUCUCCAAGAAAUCCAAGCCUACCCAACCCAACCCUAGAAACUUUAAAAGAGAACACGUUUGUUUUUGUUGCUCUCUCUCUCUGAAGCUCGCUCAGUCUUCUUCCCUGUAAUUCCAAUCCAUUCGAACAGUCAUUUUCUUCUGCAACCCCUCGGUUCUAUUGCUUGUGCUUUCUCCUCACCGCCUCAAGAUUUUGGAGGGGCUUCGUUUCAAUUGUUCCAAAAGAUUGUAUAAUUAGUCGAAACCUCGAUGGGUCGGAAGAAGCCGACUACUCGCGACGAAGAGAACCCGCAACCUGCAGGGUCGAAAUCGAAGAAGAAGGCGCUGGUAAUUGAAGAUGAUGAGUAUUCAAUCGGAACUGAGCUGUCCGAGGAGUCUCAAGUCCAAGAAGAGAAAGUUGCUGUUACUGGAAAGAAGGGCAAAAAGGGAAAUUCAAAAGCUUCACAGCGCAGGGAUGAGGACUUAGACGAUGUGGGAAAGGUGGACGAGGGUGAUGAUGAGGUUCCCCAAGUCGCUUUCACUGGAAAGAAGAAGGGAAAGUCCAAGAAGAGUGGUGGGAAUAGUGUGUUUAGCACUUCAAGUUUUGGGUUGCUUGGUGAUGAAGAUGAGGGUGUUGAGGAUGAUGAGAAAUCUGGGUUGACAGGGGACGAGGAGGAGGAUGCUCCGGUGGUGAGUUUUUCGGGCAAGAAGAAGGCUUCUAAAUCGUCAAAGAAAACUGCUGGUAGUCUGUUUACAGGGUCAGCUUUUGAUGUCAUUGGUGAUGAGGGCGAUAGUGAUGGUGAGGUUGUUGAUGAUUCUGAGGAUAAGAGUAAAGAAGAUGAUGAAAAUGAGCCUGUAAUUGCGUUUACGGGGAAGAAGAAGCCGUCCAAGGGUGGAAGGAAGGUGGGGAGUGUGUUUGCAGCAGCUAGCUUCGAUGCCCUCGAUGAUGCGGAUGAGGAUAAGGAUGAAGAGAAAGAUGCGGACGAUGAUGUUCCUCAGAUUACUUUCUCCGGCAAGAAAAAGAAGUCAUCAAAGGCUUCAAAGAAGAGUGGUGGUAAUGCUUUUAGCGCAGCAUUGCUUGACGAGGGAAAUGAUGAAAAUACUUCUGUAUCCGAAUCAACUAGAGUUGGUGAUGACGGAGUUGAGGACGAAGAUGCAUCUGUGAUUGCAUUCACAGGUAAGAAGAAGUCUUCCAAAAAGAAAGGUAAUAGUGUUAUUACUGCAUCGAGUGAAGAAACUAAGGUUGGGGCUGAAAAUACAGAUGUAGUUGAACCAGAACAACCAAGUAAGGAAACUAGUAAAAUUGAAGCUGACGAUGCUAAAGUUAACAAGAGUAAAGAGGUUCCAGAAACUUCAAAAAGUAAGAAAAAGAAGAAGAAAAGUGGAAGGACUGCUCAGGAAGAGGAUGAUUUGGAUAUGAUUCUUGCUGAGCUAGGUGAGGGGUCUUUUGCAUCGAAACCUGCUGCUGCUCCUAUGCAAGAGGAGAAAGUUGAGGUUCAAUCUGAUAUAGUCGCCCCGGUUGAUGGUUCAGGUGAAAAGGAAGGUGAAGAAGAGACUGUGGAGUCUGCUGCUUCGAAGAAGAAGAAAAAGAAGAAGGACAAGGAAAAGGAGAAAAAGGCAGCAGCUGCAGCAGCGGCUGCAGGGACUGCUACUGCUUCUGUGGCCAUUGAGGAUGAAAAACAAGAAGAAAAAAAAAUUGAACCUAAAGAAUCCAAGAAGAAUGAAGUGAAAGGUAAAGCAGCAGACAAGAAAGUGCCAAAGCAUGUUAGGGAGAUGCAAGAGGCCCUUGCGAGGAGGAAGGAGCAGGAAGAGAGGAAGCAAAGGGAAGAAGAGGAGAAACGGAGGAAAGAAGAAGAGGAGAGGCUUAGGCUGGAAGAACUUGAAAGGCAAAAGGAAGAGGCCAGGCGUAAGAAAAAAGAAAGAGAAAAGGAGAAGCUACAAAAGAAGAGACAGGAAGGCAAGCUUUUAAGUUCAAAGCAAAAAGAAGAAGCCCGUCGGCUGGAGGCAAUGAGAAACCAGAUACUUGCUAAUGCAGCUAAUGCAUCAGGGAGUUUGCCUCUCCCUACCACAGACAAUGAGAAAAAAGCUAAACGACCUUUGUAUCAGAAAAAGAAGUCAAAAGCAGUACCCAAUCAUGCAAAUGGUGUGGCUCAUGUGAACCCAGUGGAAAGCAUAGAAGAAGAGGAAAACCAGCAAGACACCGUUCCUGAGCUGUACUCUGUGGAAUUUGACAAGGUUGAAGAGGUAGAAUCAGUGGACCUAGAGGACAAAUCUGAAGUUGCUGAAUCUGUUAAAGAGAAUGGAGUCGAAGAAGAAGAAGAAGAUGAUGAUGAAGAAUGGGAUGCAAAGAGCUGGGAUGAUGCUGUUGUUAACCUUUCUCUUAAAAGUGGAUUUUCUGAUGAAGAGGUUGACUCUGAGCCUGAACCUGUCGUGAAAAAAGACAUAAAGAGUGCAGGUUCCAAGUUGGCAGUUUAUGCCCAGAGAAGCAUUCCUUCUCAACCAAUAAAAUCUCAGGAUGCUGAGAAUAAGAAAAAGCAACCUGAGAUUGAUGCUGAUAGAAGUAGGAAGAAAGAGGCUACUGCUAAAAAAGAAGCACCAAGUUCAGAUUCUGCCACUAAAGAGGGUGAAGAUAACCUUCGUUCUCCUAUUUGCUGUAUUAUGGGCCAUGUUGAUACUGGUAAAACUAAGCUGCUGGAUUGUAUCCGAGGCACAAAUGUUCAGGAAGGUGAGGCUGGAGGUAUUACUGAGAGAACUAAGGAACUGAAAGCUGAUGCAAAGCUGAAGGUCCCAGGUUUAUUGGUAAUUGAUACCCCUGGGCACGAGUCGUUCACUAAUUUGCGGUCACGGGGUUCAGGUUUAUGUGAUAUUGCUAUUUUGGUUGUUGACAUCAUGCAUGGCUUAGAGCCUCAAACAAUAGAGUCACUCAAUCUUUUGAAAAUGAGGAAUACGGAAUUCAUUGUUGCAUUGAACAAGGUGGACAGACUCUAUGGGUGGAAAACCUGCCGCAAUGCACCAAUUGUUAAGACAAUGAAGCAACAAACUAAGGAUGUGCAAAAUGAGUUCAAUAUGAGGCUCGUACAGAUUAUCACUCAAUUCAAGGAGCAGGGGUUAAAUACUGAAUUGUAUUAUAAGAAUAAAGAAAUGGGGGAAACAUACAGUAUUAUACCUACAAGUGCCAUUAGUGGUGAAGGGAUUCCAGAUAUGCUAUUACUGUUGGUUCAAUGGACCCAGAAAACUAUGGUUGAGAAACUUACUUACAGCAAUGAAGUGCAGUGUACGGUUUUGGAGGUUAAAGUUAUUGAAGGCCUUGGGACAACAAUUGAUGUUGUAUUGGUUAAUGGUGUGCUUCAUGAAGGAGAUCAAAUAGUUGUUUGCGGCAUGCAGGGACCUAUUGUUACUUCAAUUCGAGCUUUAUUGACACCACAUCCGAUGAAAGAACUUCGUGUGAAGGGAACUUAUCUGCAUCAUAGUGAAAUUAAGGCUGCACAGGGUAUCAAGAUCACAGCACAGGGUCUUGAACAUGCUAUUGCUGGCACUGCUCUAUAUGUGGUAGGGCCUCGUGAUGACUUGGAAGAGGUGAAGGAAGCAGCUAUGGAAGACAUGAAGUCAGUCUUGAACAGGAUUGACAAGAGUGGGGAGGGAGUUUGUGUACAAGCAUCUACUCUAGGCUCCUUGGAAGCAUUGCUAGAGUUUUUGAAGACCCCAGAAGUUAAUAUUCCUGUUAGUGGUAUUAGCAUAGGCCCCGUACAUAAAAAGGACGUCAUGAAGGCCAGUGUAAUGCUCGAAAAGAAAAAGGAGUAUGCCACCAUCCUGGCAUUUGAUGUCAAAGUGACACCAGAGGCCCGGGAAAUGGCAGAUGAUUUAGGUGUGAAGAUUUUUAUUGCUGAUAUCAUCUAUCACUUAUUCGAUCAAUUUAAGGCCUAUAUUGACAAUCUCAAGGAGGAAAAGAAAAAGGAAUCUGCUGAUGAAGCUGUCUUUCCCUGUGUGCUCAAGAUUUUACCCAACUGUGUUUUCAACAAGAAGGAUCCAAUUGUGUUGGGAGUUGAUGUUCUGGAAGGCAUUGCGAAGGUUGGGACUCCAAUUUGUAUUCCGCAAAGGGAUUUUAUUACUAUUGGGCGAAUUGCAUCCAUUGAAAAUAACCACAAACCUGUUGAUAUAGCAAAGAAGGGGCUGAAGGUAGCCAUUAAGAUAGUUGGGACAAAUUCUGAUGAACAGCAAAAGAUGUUUGGUAGGCAUUUUGAAAUUGAAGAUGAACUUGUCAGUCAUAUCUCAAGGAGGUCGAUUGAUAUACUAAAAGCAAAUUACCGGGAUGAGCUAUCAAUUGACGAAUGGAAGCUGGUUGUGAAAUUGAAGAAACUUUUCGAGAUACCAUGAGUGAAGCUGAUGCGAUACCUGAGCAGUUCUUUUAUAACGACACUUGUGGGCUUUACUGACUUCAGCGGCAAUCAGGAGAUUCCUUGUGGAAAGAUUUUUGAUCUUUAAGCGACACCAAUACAUUUAGGCAUUCAAGUUCAAAUGCCAUAUGUGGAGAGUGGAGAGGGAGCAAAAGUAGUUCCAGCACGCGUUUCCAUGAGGUCCUUUUUCCAGAGUCAAAAGCUGGGCCUGUUCUGAUUUUUUUAUCAUGUUAGGUUACACUACGUUGUUUUGUCCUUGUAGUUUGCACCCGUAUCUUUUUGGAACUCUAGUCUCUAUAGGUUAUAAUACCCACCUUACAAGUCUGUUGAUGGAAAGUGUAUUUUAGGUGCACGUGAGCUCGCUUUCGAAGAGUAACAUAGAAAUUUUCAUGGCAAACCAGCUUAGUUGUGUCCUCUUCAAAACCCUACUGGGCUGGCAGGUAAAACUCGGGAAAGAGCUGAAAAUCGACAGCGAAGAAGCUAGCAAAAUGGCAAGAAAAGCAUCUUAUCCCUUGUUUUGCUGAUGAUAAAAUACAUAUACUUGAAGGAAACCUCAAGAGACAUGACUCUUUUAUUUUUCAUUUUUGCUCUAUCGAUGGCAAACCGUCUUAUGAAAAGUUUUUGGCUGUUUCUA
Prunus mume (Japanese apricot) is the source of this 5041-nucleotide messenger RNA. Its product is annotated as eukaryotic translation initiation factor 2 (eIF-2) family protein. Gene Ontology annotation, biological process: translational initiation. The record is from RefSeq and is a predicted model, not a curated record. Gene Ontology annotation, molecular function: translation initiation factor activity; GTP binding; GTPase activity. Lineage: Eukaryota; Viridiplantae; Streptophyta; Magnoliopsida; Rosales; Rosaceae. Gene Ontology annotation, cellular component: mitochondrion; cytoplasm.